UUUUUCCCCAUGUCCCUGCUGGCCGUCUACAGUCUUUACUCCCAGAUACGAAGUGAACGUGUUGUUCCAGUCUUCCUCAUCAACCUUCUAAUCUCAGAUGUCCUCCAGGUCGUCUGCAUGGUUGUAAACCUUGCAUAUGACAUGGAUACUAGGAUAAAAUGGACAAACUUUGCAUAUGGCAUGGAUCCUAGGACAGACAGGAUGUACUUUAUUCGUACUUACCAUGGUUUUGUUGUGGCCAGUGCUUUGUUUAUGACCCUCAUAACCCUGGAAAGGUAUCUGAUGAUCGCCCACCCGCUGUGGUACAGAUUUAACAAAACAGCUAAGGUCUCUGUUUCCGUCUCUGUUGCCACCUGGAUACUUUCCAUAUUAAUGAGCUUUGUUAGUUAUCUCUUUCCUGAAGCCGGUUUUCUAAUUCCCCUCCCUUUCAUGAUAUUCUUUGUUGCUCUGACCUUCAGAGCUCUGUCUACAGCUCAGGCCGACAGUGAUGAAGCCCAGCAGAUAGUUGAUGAAACAGGAAGCUCAACUUCUAAAAGCAAAGACCAUGAAAGCCCAUGA
Messenger RNA from Cyprinodon tularosa, 558 nucleotides. RefSeq names its product G-protein coupled receptor 42-like. Gene Ontology annotation, cellular component: membrane. The transcript is spliced from 4 exons. Gene Ontology annotation, molecular function: G protein-coupled receptor activity. Gene Ontology annotation, biological process: G protein-coupled receptor signaling pathway. The record is from RefSeq and is a predicted model, not a curated record. Lineage: Eukaryota; Metazoa; Chordata; Actinopteri; Cyprinodontiformes; Cyprinodontidae. Bases 10 to 558 code for a protein of 182 amino acids.